Messenger RNA from Mizuhopecten yessoensis (Yesso scallop), 5052 nucleotides. Its product is annotated as STAM-binding protein-like A. The transcript is spliced from 10 exons. Gene Ontology annotation, molecular function: protein binding; K63-linked deubiquitinase activity; metal-dependent deubiquitinase activity. The record is from RefSeq and is a predicted model, not a curated record. Gene Ontology annotation, biological process: protein K63-linked deubiquitination. Gene Ontology annotation, cellular component: membrane; endosome. Lineage: Eukaryota; Metazoa; Mollusca; Bivalvia; Pectinida; Pectinidae. The coding region runs from base 399 to 1841 and encodes 480 amino acids.
GCACAAAUCCAAGCUUGAAGUGUAUACUUUUUGAGUUCGAGGCCAGGACGUUAUCACAAUCACAAGGCAGUAUUUAUUUAUGUGAAUCCCUAGCAUAUUUUCGAUUCAUGCCGUAAUUCGUUGCUUUUUGUGUAGAGACGAAUGCAUGUCUACUUCAUUUUAUGUCUGAUUAGCAGAAAAUAUCAACGUGUGUAAUAGACAUCCUAGGUGUUCGAAGAUUUGACCUAAUAUUCAUGUGGGCUGUCUAAAAAAUUGCAUUGUAUCACUUUCAUCCCCAUCUGAGUCAGAAGGUGUUGACAGUGUGUAAUACCUCAACUUGUGCUCUGCAGACAUCAUGCUUAUCAAAUAAAUACAUCUAAAGUAUAUAUAGAGGACUUGAUAUUACAUAGCAAAUAACUAUGGCUUUAGCAGCACAUGGUAGUGAUGCAUCACUGUUUUCUGAUAUCCGGGACCCAGGAGCUCGUGUUCGCAAGCUUUGUGAUUACGCAUGUCAGGUUGAUGUGGACACCGCAAUCCCACCAAAGCGCUACCUCAGAUCUGGCCUGGAGAUGAUUCGAAUGGCGAAAGUCUAUGAGGAGGAAGGGAAUAUAGAAAGUGCAUUUGUCCUCUACACAAAGUUUAUAUCAUUGUUUGUUGAGAAACUUCCAAAACAUCCAGAGUUUAAAAGUGCUCCGGCCACAGAUGUAUCGGCUGUCCGUCAGAAAGUGAAAUCAGCUUUUCCAGUUGCUGAGCAAAUUAAGGGAAAACUAACGAAGAAAUAUGCAGAAAUUGAACGCAGACGACAAGCAGAAGAGAGGAAAAUUCAAGAAGAGUUGGAGAGACAGCAAGAUAAAGUUCGCCAGGAGGAGGAGUUGAGACGUAGACAGCAGGAGGAGGAAGACAACUGCCUUCGUCUGGCAUCGGAAGCAAAAUGGAUGCAAGAACAAGAGCAUAGGCUGCGCGAACUGAAGGAGCAGGAAAUGAUGAAGAACAUUGACUCCCAGUCCCAGAUCCACGGUCCUACUGUGGCCAAUAAUGCUGACAGAACUGCACUCAACAACCAGAACACCAAACCAAGUGCACCACCGGGGGCACUAGGACUGGCCUUCAUUCCUAACAACUUGGAUGAUGGUCGACCUAAGAUUGAAAAGAACCUUUUGAAUGACCCUACAAGGAUGUCUUCCAGUGUACCAAACAUACCAGAUAGAGAACUGAAGAAAAACCUAGUCAUAAGUGAGACAGACCAGCAUGUAGGACCUCCUGGCGUUGACAGGACGAGUAAGCCAGCUUUCGACCACUUCACCAGUAUAGGGGUGCCUGGCCUCAAUAAGGGAGGUCUGAGGGACGUCUUUAUCCCGUCAGACCUUGUCAGGAAGUUCCUGGGUGUGGCUGAACACAACACAAUGAAAAACAUAGAAACAUGUGGAAUAUUAGCAGGAAAAUUAUCCAAGAGUGCAUUCUACAUAUCACAUGUGCUGAUCCCUAAGCAGGCGGGGACGUCUGACUCCUGUGUGGCUGAGGAAGAGGAAGAUAUUCUGAUGUACCAGGACCCUCGUGACCUCAUCACCCUGGGCUGGAUUCAUACUCAUCCGUCACAGACAGCCUUUCUGUCUAGUGUGGAUAUGCACAACCAGUAUGGUUACCAAGCCAUGCUGCCCGAGGCCAUAGCCAUCGUUUGUGCACCCAAGUAUAAUGAGACUGGGAUAUUUACCCUGACCCAGGAGAGAGGGAUGCCCGACAUUGGUAGUUGUAGGGAGCGUGGAUUCCAUGAUCAUAAAAAAACGCCUCCUUUAUUUGAGACUUGUUGUAAUGUGAAGAUGCUGGAUGAGAUGAGAGUAGAAAUGGCAGAUUUGAGAAAAUGAGAGUGCUGAAAAUCACAAAAAUUAAUUAACAUCGACAGGGAUCCAUGUACCCUGUAAGAGGAGACCCGCCAUGCCUGUUAGUGCUGAGUGUAUGAUCUGACUAGUUGUAGGACAUUUCUAGGUCUCGAUACAUUUCUCUGGGACCUAUUUAAGCAAACCCUGUGUAAUAUGGAAACCUGUUUAAGCCAGUCCUUCAGCUAGAUUCUACAUUGUUCAUUUCUAUAUAAAUCACCUGUGCAAUCUGAAUACUUGUCCAUUCCAAAUUGAAUACUCUAAAAGGGGAAUUUUUUGCAUGUGGUAAUGUUGGCAUUGACCUCCUUAAAACUGAUCAUGAUGUGGAAAAUUUCGCAUUAGCAUCAGUCCUGAAAUUUAUAUUUUAUUUUUUACCUAUAAUCUUCAUAUCUAUAAAUGAAUAUUCACAUGUGGAAAUUUACACAUUGCAAAAAUUUCCUCUUUUACAGUAAUACAAUUUCUUUCCAUGCUCUGCUGUUGAUGACAUGAUGUAACCUGGCUUAUUUCUAUGGCAUCACACUAUUUUAUAUAGGAGACUGUGUAUCUUGUUUAACCCUAGGUUGUUGACAGAAAUUCUGAUCUGGUCUUUGCUUCUUUAAACAAGUCUCACUCUAUAUAUGCACAGAGGAAUUUUUUGCUGCACAAUAUGACAUUGAUUUGAAUGAAAAGGUCUUAUUUUUAUUGCUCUGGCAGGCCACUUUUAGAUUUGAAUCGUUUUAUAUGUAAAUUUGACAGAAACUGUAGAAGACUUGACUAUGACUAGGGCUGAAAUGUGUUAUGUUUGUUGUGCUGUAUUACGGAGAUAAGAGUUAUGUCUAUUUUUAUUUGGCCUCAUAGUAUUACUGGUAUCUCUUUCAGCUUCAACUCUUGUUCAAAACUUUUACCUGAAAAGAAUACCAAACAUUUAUUGACAAGCUUUGUUUUGCCUAGUUAAUUCUGUUGUGUUAAAAAAAAAAGUUUUUUUUGUCUUGAAAUAUUUUUAUUAGUUCUGGUAUAUCUACAUCCUGGAUAUAUUUAUAUGGCCUUUGCCUUGUACUAUGGAAGGUGUAAAGCAAUGACUGGGUUAAAACACAGGGAAAUACAACUGAUCAGAAUGGAAACAAGUGUAAACGUUCUAACCUUUUUGACAAUUAUAUUGUGUAGUGUUUGUUGUUUGAAGGUAAUGAAAUUACAAUUUUCGUGUUGUUUGUAAAUAUAUUUAUAUCUAAUGUUUAACCUGUACAAUAACUUUCAAUUAAAUCAACCAUUAUUAUCUGAGGUUAGCUCAUCUCUGUUGUGGUACAGAUUUUGUGGAUGGGUGCCACAAAGGGAUAAACGUGGCAGUAGAUUGACUUCUAAAACCUCCAACCCGCACAACCCUGAUCAUCUUAACUCACACCACAGGUAAAAUACAAAUAGUGUAUUUAUCCUGCAAUUAAGCCAGGGGGCGAAAUACAUAAAGUUUGACUGAAAGUGUAGAGCAGACCUAUUGCAGGACAAUGAAAUAGUUUGUUAGUCUCUUUAGUUAACUUCCAUUGAUAUGGGUGGGCUUAUUUCCAGGCAUGGGCUUAUUGCUUGGUAAUCUGUAAAAGGGAGGAACAGCCUGUACAAUUGUCAUCUGGAACCUGAAGUCUUAUAUAAUUACCUUCACAUACACAUAUUGGAUAAUAUUAUGGUUAAACGGACAUGUUAACUGUUUGGGUGAUGUUAUUUAAAAUUAUACACCUGUAAUCAUUAUGGUCACCAAGUGAAAAUGGCAGGUCAUUCUGAAAGGUUUGAUACUAGCUAUUAAGAAUUCAUUUUCUUCCAUGACCAUUAUAUAAUAGGGUGCCUCACUCCUGAUAUAGUAGAUAAACCUGCUUGGAGUGGUAAAGAUUUUUAGUUACCCGCUAGAGGAUGACACUCUGGGUGUCCUUUCAUUGGUCAAUCAUUUAACUAUGACACCACGUAACAAUGCUUCGUGAUGUCAUCUUCCAUCAUAGAAUCGUGAUUCAUGGCAAUUGGUUCCCCCAUUGGAAACUGACAAAUGUUUUUUCUAAGGGAAACAUGUUGUUUCAAUGUAAAAUAUGAACAGGUCCCAAAACUCUCGAUCGGUUAUUAUGUUUAUCAAACUCUCAUUAGGUAAAUUUCAGCUUAUAAAAGAAACUAGGUAAAUCUAGUGUCUUUAUACAAGUUGAAAAUUGACUAACUUGAGUUAGAUAAACAUGAUAACCAACCACCACUCGUUUGGGAACGUUUAUGAACAUGUAUUAAGAUUUUCAAUGUACUAUGUCCGGUGAUAGUAUCAAAAGGUUGACAAGUUAUUAAAGUAAGGAAAAGUGUAUAUUUUGCUGCACUGAAUAUAUAUGUUCUCUAUUUGUUUUACUAGUCAGCUAUCUUUUGUUGUGAUGCCAUUGAAUGUAAAUCAUGAAAUAUUUGUUGGGGAAGAUUAAACAUUUUUUUAUGACAUAUUAUGUUAACCAUACCCACAAUACAUUGCUGGCAUUUCUUUUGAAGAUUUAUGGGUGUUUUUAUCAUGAUCAUGUCAUAUUACAUGUACCAGUAUACUAAAGUAAAGAACUUUGAUUCUCUGCUUAUCAUUGUGUUUUACCAUACCAUGGGAUGCCAUUUGAAUGAUGGUCAAAAUAAAACCCUUUCAUUAAUAAUCAAAACAUGAAUUUCUAGGAAAGGCCUUGUUAAAACUUCUGUAUUGUGUGUGUUUUCAUUGUACAUACUAAUUGUACAAGUCAUAUUCAUGUAUGUUGGCUCACCUAGUCUGAAGGAAUUUUGAGCCGUUUGAAAAUGUGAAUUUUUCAACUGGCCAGCCCUAUCAUUCAUAGCCUAGACCAAUUGCUAUAUUUUUAAGAUGUGAUGUUAUCAACUUGUGAUCAACUUUCAUUUGGAAUUCAUACAAUAUCAUUAUUCAAAAGAAAGUUUGACCUUAGAACCAUGACCCUAAAACAUUGAAGAAUAGGUGAGCGAGACAGGCUUCUUGGGCCUCUUUUUGAUAAUACAAAGUUUUAACAUCAUCUUAAUCAGUUAAAGAGCAGUCUUACAGGAAGUGGAAUAUGAUUGUAUGCAUACUAGUGAGUUAUUUAAGUCUGUGUAGGUGUAACAGAUUUUCCUUCAAGUUCUUUCGGGGAUACUUUGCCAUAAAAGAGGCGCCGCAGUGGCCAAGUGGCAUCUGACAUUCUGCUUCCACUAGCCCUCCACUGCUAGGUCGCGGGUUUGAGACCUACGU